AUGAUAUUUUUUUUUGAUCACGCUGCUGGACCCUGUGACCAUCGUACUGGACAAUGUCCUUGCUUACCGCAUGUGGUUGGUAAUCUUUGUGACACUUGUGAAGAAAAUCAUUGGCGUAUUGCGAGUGGUCAAGGCUGUGAUCCAUGUGAAUGUGAUGCUGUUGGAAGUGUUUCUGACAAAUGUAAUCCAUUCGAUGGGACUUGUGAAUGUCGACCAGGUUUUGGUGGACGGCGUUGUAAUGAAUGCCAAGCCAACUACUGGGGAAAUCCGAAUAUCCAGUGUCAGCCAUGUGACUGUGAUGACAUUGGAUCAUCAAGUCCUCAAUGUGACCGUGAAACUGGUCACUGUGUCUGCCACAAAGGUAUAGGAGGCGAGAAAUGUGAUCAAUGUGACCGUAGUUACAUUGGUACAGCACCCAAUUGCAGUCCGUGUGGCGAAUGUUUCGAUAAUUGGGACUUGAUACUUGAUGGAUUGAAAAAUACAACCAAUGCGGUGAUCCAAGAAGCAUCGAGAAUCCAAAAAGUCGGCACAACUGGUGUUUACAGUCAGCAGUUUGACGCAAUGCUCGAAUCACUUGACCAAGUUCGCUCGUUGAUUGACAAAACCACAGUGAGAUCGCAGGAUCUUGAUGAAUUGGAGGGGCUGGCCGAAAAUUUGAAAACUAAUGUUUCGUCAUCGGGUAAUGAACUUGAAGAUGUUAAAAAUCAGCUGGAGAACGUCAGCCAGCGGGUUAAUUUAGGUGAUGUCGCACUGAAGAAGUUAAAGAACCGCACGAAUAAUUUACAUCAGGGUGCGGCUUUAUUGAAAGAGGAGGCAAUGAGACUACAGGAAGCUAAUGUUCAAGGAGCAUUGAAUGUCACCCAGCAAAUGGCUGAGCAGUCAAGACAAGCUGAGAAAAUGGCCAAUGAGACCACUAGUGUUCUUUCUGAUGCCGAGAGAUAUAGGAAGAAUACUGAAAGUCUCUUGGCGAAGAAUCGUGCUACUGUUGAAGAUGCUCAGGGACGCAGUCAGGAGUCUGUCACCAGAUUAAAUGACAAAUUGAUUAAUUUAGAAAAUGAUAUUCCAGGAUUGAAUCUUGGGAUGUGCGGAGACAAUGUUACUGAGUGUAGCAAUGUUUGUGGUGGUGCUGGUUGUGGGUCUUGCGGAGGUAUUUCUUGCGAUGCCGGAGCUGUUAGCAAAGCUAAUCAAGCACUUGAUGUUGCUAAGAAACAAGCUGACAAAAUUAAAAGCCAUAAAGAUUCUGCAGAACAACUUUUGCGUACGAUGAUGGAUAUUAAACAAGAUGCAGUGACAGCCAGAUCAAACGCACAAGAUGCAUUUAAUUAUGCGUAUGACGCAAGAAACAAAUCAGAUAAACUGUUGAAAAAUUUAACCGACAUAAAUGAAAAAAUAUGGAUGAUAUUGAAUGAUGAUCAGCCGACUCCAGUUAUGGUUAGAGAUUUAGCUGAAGAAGUACUAAACAAACAGAUGAAUUUAAAACCCGAAGCAAUUGAAAGCCUAGCUGCUGAUAUCGACAAAAUAGUGGGAUCAUUAACUGAUUCUGAUAAAAUAUUGAGUGAUACUGCUUCGGAUUUGAGAAGGGCCCAGAAUUUAGAAGACCAAGCUAAUCGUGCUAAAGAAUUAGCUAUUGAAAAACAAACUCAAGCUGGCAAGGUUGUUUCAUUAUUGGGAGAGACUCAAAAAGCACAGCUUGAAGCAGCCUCAGCAAUAGAAAAAGCUGAAAUAGAUAUUGGAUUAUCCAAAAAAGACCUAGAAGCUGUAGCUGAAGUAACAGCAGAGGCAAGACAAAAAGCUGGUAACACUACAGCGGCUGUUGAAGCACUUGAAGCGCGAUUGAAACAUCUACAAACUCAAUCUGUUAAAAAUGAUUUUGUUUUGAAUCAAGAAGUACGUAAAGAACUACGUAAGUUAGCUGAAGAUGCUAGAUUAGUUAAGGAGAAGACAGAAAAACUUGGAAUGGAGUACAAAAACGCUGGCGAUUCAUUGACGUACCGCGUUACCAAGAGCAAAGGCGACAUUCAACGUGCCAAAAAAUUGCUGCAACGUGCUUCUGAACUUACUGCUGAUACAACCACCAAAUUCAAAGAUCUUGAUGGUAUGGAAAGCGUUUAUAGAGAUAAUGACAGGCUUCUUGGCGAUCUGAUGGCUGAAGUUGACUCACUCAACACCGUAAUGGUACAGCAGUUGGCUGAAAUAGAACAAAAAGCUCAGAGUUAUCGGCAAUGUUCGACUUAG
Messenger RNA from Cotesia congregata, 2235 nucleotides. The record is from the annotation of a GenBank genome assembly. NCBI's taxonomy places the organism in Eukaryota, Metazoa, Arthropoda, Insecta, Hymenoptera, Braconidae.